AUGACUCUUAAAUCAAUUGCUGAAUUAGGUCAUAAGAUAUUGUUUUUUGGCAGCGACUCUUUUGCUUAUCCUGUUUUGAAGAGUCUUCAUAGCCAUUCAAAAUCAAAUCCUGAAUUUAUAUCUGACGUUCAAGUGGUAACUCAUUUCAAAACAAGCAAAAGCAAAAAAAUAACUAAUCAAGUAGAACAAUAUGCUUUGGAUUAAUCACUAAAAAUAUAUUAGCCAAUAGGGCAAACACCUAAUAACAGAAAAGCUGAGUGGUAGCAAUUCUAUUAGAGCGAGUUAUUUUAAAAUAAUAGUUUUAAUUUGGGAAUAGUAUGUUCUUAUGGCUAUAUGAUUCCUUCAUAUAUUAUUGAUAGAUUUACUGAAGGUAUGCUAGUUAUUCAUCCAAGUUUAUUACCAAAAUACAGAGGAGCCUCUCCUUUGUAAUAUGCUCUUCUUAAUGGAGAUAAAUAAACAGGAGUUUCCAUUAUCGAAAUUAGUAAACUAAAAUUUGAUGCUGGCCGUAUUUUGAAAUAGUCUCUUUUUAAAAUUCCUCGUGAAUUCACAUAUACUGACUUAUCGAAUUCACUUGCUUAAUAAUCAAGCAUAGAUAUUAUAGAUGUAUUAGCCAAGUACAAGGAAUAUAAGUAAAAUAGCUUAGAAUAAAAAGAAGAAGAAUAUACUAAAGCACCUAAAUUCUAAAAUUCAGAUACACAUUUGAAUUUUGAAAUUGAAGAUAAUUAAUAAAUUUACAACAGAUACAGAUGCUUCAAAGGAACUAAUUUUGUGUCAGUAAGGACAAAGUAUAAUUCAAAAGAAAUCAUAAUAGAGAAAAUGAGCUUACCAAAUGCUAAAGAACAAGAAUAAUUAAAAUUACUAAUAAAUAGCAAGCCCGGUUCUAUAUGGGCAUUUAAGUAAAAAUCUAUGAAGAAUUAUGUUUAUGUAAAAUGCAAAGAAGGCUUUAUUAGAAUUGAUGAUUGGAGGUUCUUUGACUAAUUAUCAAGACCUGCUUAUACUUUUGUUGAUUAAUUUAUUAAUAGAGAGCAGAUGAGUUAGGAUUUAUAAAGAGAGGGAUAUAUUUACUUUUAAAAGAUAGAAACUGAAAAUAAAGAACAAUCUAAUGCAUGA
Tetrahymena thermophila SB210 is the source of this 1110-nucleotide messenger RNA. Its product is annotated as methionyl-tRNA formyltransferase. Gene Ontology annotation, molecular function: methionyl-tRNA formyltransferase activity. NCBI's taxonomy places the organism in Eukaryota, Ciliophora, Oligohymenophorea, Hymenostomatida, Tetrahymenidae. The record is from RefSeq and is a predicted model, not a curated record. Gene Ontology annotation, biological process: conversion of methionyl-tRNA to N-formyl-methionyl-tRNA; biosynthetic process. The transcript is spliced from 4 exons.